AAAUGUUCGUUCUUUAUGUGCUCCAGUAUAUCACUUUUUAUUGUCCUGCAGAAUCGAUGCAUGAAUUAUUUUGAGGUUCUCGAGUAACACUUCGGUUCUAUUCCAGUGGGAAAAAGUUGUUAAUAUUUAACGAAGAAGAAUUUAUUAACUUUCAACAACUAUUUAUAUAAGUAAAAUAUAUUUAGAUAGAAUAUAAAUAAAGUAUAAAAAAUAUAUUUCAUCUUUUUUAAUUUUAGUCGAUCAAUUUAUUUAUCAAGUUAUGAACAAAUUAAAUUUGCAAGAUAAAAUGAGAUGAAAACAGAAGGAGGCGACAAAAAACAAUGUUAUUUUAAUUUUCUACUUCAUCUAAAAUUUAAAAUUCCUUGUAAUAAAUAUUAUAUCGCUGGUAAUAAUAAUAAUAUAUAUUAUAUUAAUACAUAAUUAAUUAUUUUAAUUUAACACGUUCAAUACACGAGUAUUAUAUAUAUAUAUAUGUACGUGUGAUUUCAAUAUACGUUCAAAACCAUAACUUCUAAGUAACACGUUAUUAAUACGUUACUAAUAACAACAGGUGCCGCAAUUAGUCACAUUUCGUAUAUACUCCAAUAGAAAUUUUAUCAUCGAAAGUCAAGUUGGGAAACAAGUUCUGCCCAGUUUUCUAGCCACAAACGUCCAAUUGAUCGGUCACGUUUCCUUUCCGGGUGAACCUAAUCUAACCUUGUUUGCAAACUUCUCCCCGUCGCCAGAGAAACUUUAGUCGACGGCCGAUUUUUCGCGUAGCUCGUACAUUUUCCACGGGACGUUUAGAGGGUAUUAUUUUUAAUCUCGAGAAUCGUCGCAUGAAAAAGUAGGAUGUUUCAAUGUGUCGCGGGAGACGAUGAUUCGCAUACGUGAGGUGAAUAACCGUGAGUAAGUGUACGCUUCUCGUAAACUGUUCGUUGGAAGCAAUAAAAAUUCAGUUAGUUGAUGCGUGACGUUUACGGUCAUUCCUCGGCGCGACAUGCUGGAAAAAGUUCGUAAUUGCGUAUCAUCUAAUUUUUGCUUCGAAAAUAGAGAUAUUUCGGGCAGUUUAAAAUAUUUGAAGAUAAUUAAUAAAAUUAUUUUAAUACGUAAAUUUUAUUUCAAAAUUGGUAAAAAUUUUAACAAAGAUCGCACUCUUUCUUUAUUAAUAUUUCUAUCGUCGAGAUCUAAGAAGCAUAUUAUAUCGCACUGCGUGUCGCCAAAUUCUUCGAUCUGAAAACGAAAACGAAAACGGCAUCAAUCGCGGAAUCGUGGGGCAAUCCGCGUUACACCACACUGUGUCCGGGUUCACAGUGCGUGCAUAGGUGUGUAUACAACCGCGUAUAAACAGGCCGCGUAUUUUUAGCGUGGACCCGUGUCAGAUUUCUUGUAUACUCGAUACACACUGUAAACUCGGUGGUGCGUAGACUCACGGGGGAUGGAUGGACGGAUGGAUGGAUAGAUGGUUGGUUGGUUGGUUGGUUGGUUGCCAUGCCUACGUUUCCCUCGAUAUCUCGUCUCUUCCAUUUCCUUCUCUGUCCAACUCUCUGCACGUCCGUCGCUUCGUUCGAUACCUAACCUUCCUUCUCGCCUCUUACAUUGUCGCCUUGUUGUAAUAUUUAUUCGUUAUAUAUCCCGAAGCCAUUAAUGAUUAAUUUUGUAACUUUGUAAAUUGGUACAUUUUAAUGAUUUAAUUAUUAUAUUAUUAUAUGAGCUUAUUAUUUUGUUUUAAUUUAUUUUAUUUAUGAAUUUAUGUGUAAAUGUAUGAUUCUAUUCGUUUAAAUAAAUAGAUAAAUAUUUCUUUUUAAAAUAUAUUUUCAAUUCAUUAUUUGACUUUUGAGAUCAAGAAAUAUAGUAAAAGUAAAAACUUCUCGAAAAUCAUGACCAAAGUCAUUUAUAUAAUAAGAAGUUUAAUUCCAAUAUUGGCUCGUUCUAAGCAAAUUCAGCCGGAAUUCUUUUAUAUUGUCGAACAAUAAAUAAAUAUUUUAUAUUUUCUAAAAUAAAUUUUUUUUCAAGUAUUUAUUUUAUUUUUCUCUAUAAUCAUCAAAAAAAUAUAUAUUCUUCCUUAUUUGUUUUCCUAUUUUCUACUAGACCAAUUAACAAUCUUUUAGAAUGAAAUUAUUUAUUUAGUAACUAAACUUGUCUGUCCAAUCUUGUAUAUUUACUACUUUUUAUUUUCUGUUCCCUUUUUCUUCGUUUUAUGAUCAAGAGAAAAGUAAAUAAACAUAGGGAACUAGACUCACAUAUGUAUGUAUCUGUGAAAAAUUCAAAUCUCCCUUUUCUUUGUCGGGAAGAAUUCAUCCGAAAUUUGAAACUAAAAAAUAUAGUCAUUUUAAUAUUAUAAUGUAUAAUAAUGUAAAUUGCAUAUAUUUGCAUAUAUUUUUCAAACUGAAACACUACACUAAUAAAUUUCUUCAAAUACUUGGAGUCUCGAUUCCUCUUUGUCUCCCACUACCUGUCAUUCUUUAUAUUCGUCGCGUCAGCAAAGACGAAAGAAGGUUAGAAUUUCGUAUCCGUUGCAGAUACGAAUACACGUAUAUUCACGGCUGGUUGCGAACUGCGAGCUUAUAACGAAUAAAUACUGCAUCAUUUAUGGUUUCCCGGUUUUGCUGAAUCCGCGAAACAACGCGACUUUUGACGAGAUUGUCAAAAAUCGAAGCGACCUUCUCGAAUCGCUCGAGAAGAUUUAGUGUUUAAGCUGUCAUCGAACCGAAACCGUGACGCAGUCUCUCUUUUGUACUCUCGCUGAAUUUUUUACGUUCCAUGUUUCGUCCCUGAGAGUAGAGAACGUUCUUUCACGCUUGCUACUCUUGCCGCGAUGCGCAUACUCUGUAUAUUAGCACGUGAAACAAACCGCAGUCGUUUAGUCGCGAUGUAAACGAUGUGUACGAGACGCGGAGUGUGUUUGGUCUAAGGUUGCGUGGAUAUCGAGAUCCAGAAACUUUACGCGAAGUGUAUGCGCGCGCAGCGGUUUUGUUUGGGCAGUCGAGCCAUAAAAUCAUGUUUCACGUGCGAGAGAACAUAGCGAAGGAUCGUAUGGUCACGCGCGGCCUUCGUUGUAAGAAUACGAAAGCUUUUUAACGACUUUUUUUCGAACGAUCGAAUGUCGAAAUAUCGAAGAAUAAAGGUAUAAUCAGUCGCGAAGGUCUUCGUACACUGUCUUAGGAAGGAAUUGUCGGUUGCGCAGGACGCGAUAUUUACCCGGGAAGCUUGCGAACAUGAAGUGAGAGAGUCGAGUUUUCAUCAGGGAUGAACUCCUGACGAGAGAGCAACGUCAUCAUUCGUCAUGAUGGAACCACCAGUUACAAGCAAAGUCCUGCGGGCUCCUAGCCUGAAGAGAGGUCAGGAGAACGUCAGGAUUCAGGAUAGGAUCAAGCUGGAACGCGUGCUCGGCGUAACCGUGUCGAGCAAUGCAGCCCUGGACUGCGACGCGACCAGCGAGCUAGUCGCCUAUCCUGCCGGCUGCACCGUAGUACUGUUCAAUCCACGGAAGAAUACCCAGGCUCACGUGUUGAACGCUUGUCGUAAAACAGUUACCUCUUUAGCGCUCGCUGGCGAUGGAAGGUUUCUGGCGACUGGCGAGUGCGGCCAUAUGCCAAACGUCCGCGUCUGGGACAUCUCUGACCCAUACAAUGCCGUGCAGUUCGCCGAAUUUUCCGGGCACAAAUAUGGCAUUAAUUGCGUGGCAUUUUCACCGAGCAACAAGUACGUGGUAUCGGUGGGUUCUCAACAUGAUAUGAUCGUCAAUGUCUGGGACUGGAGGAACAAUAUUAAAGUGGCGUCAAACAAAGUCUCGAGCAAAGUGAAGGCCGUAUGCUUCGCGGAAAACGGCAAUUACUUUGUUACCGUCGGUAACAGACAUGUCAAGUUUUGGUAUCUCGAAUAUUCGCGCAGUGCCAAGUAUAAGGAACCUGUGCCUUUGAUGGGUCGGUCUGCCAUAUUAGGAGAGCAAAGAAAUAACGAUUUCGUGGACGUAGCCUGCGGUCGAGGAGAAAUGGCAGAUUCCACAUAUGCGAUUACGAAAACAGGCCUUCUAUGCGAAUUCAAUAACAGGAGGCUCUUGGAUAAAUGGGUAGAACUUCGUACGAGCAGUGCCAAUUGCAUGGCCGUUGGAGAUAAAUACAUUUUCAUCGGUUGUGCAGAGGGAAUUGUGAGGUGCUUUAGUCCUAACACGCUUCAGUUCAUUACCACCUUACCGAGAACACAUUACCUGGGCGUGGACGUUGCUCAGGGAUUGUCCAUUAGCCAUAUGUCUCAACAUCCAACAAAUGCAAGGUAUCCAGACGCCAUCGCCUUAGCAUUUGACGAGCGAAACAACAAGCUCACUUGUGUUUACAACGAUCACAGUAUCUACGUUUGGGAUGUACGAGAUAUCAGACGAGUCGGCAAGUCGCAUUCCUUCCUUUACCAUUCGGCCUGCAUCUGGGGAGUCGAGAUGUAUCCCACUGGAUCGGAUUCCGUGGGCGCCAUGCCGGCUGGUAGUUUCAUCACGUGUUCCAGCGACGACACCAUCCGCGUGUGGAACCUUGAAAAGGACAUAACCUCUAAUGACACGCUUUACAAACGGAACAUCUACAGCAACGAGCUACUCAAGGUUCUCUACAUAGAUCAAGAGUUAACUUAUUUAAAAGAUUUGGAUCUGGCCGCAGCUGGAUCAACGGAAAAGAGCGACGCUUCGUAUGAUAGUCGGAACGGUGUUAGAUCGAUCAGAAUCAGUCCUGAUGGAAAACACUUGGCAUCUGGUGAUAGAUCUGGUAACAUACGAAUUCAUGACCUCUCUUCGUUGGACGAAUUGUGCUUGAUCGAGGCACACGAUGCGGAAGUGCUUUGCCUCGAGUACUCCAAGUUCUCCAGAUACUCGACGGAACCUCCUAGAUUGUUAGCCAGCGCUUCUAGGGAUAGAUUGAUUCACGUGUUUAGUGUAGAUCAAGGAUACAACUUUUUACAGACGCUGGAUGAUCAUAGUUCUUCCAUUACUGCCGUCAGAUUCUUCAAUCAGAGCAAUCAGAAUAAUCAGAUACAGAUGGUGUCCUGCGGUGCCGACAAAAGUAUUAUUUUUAGACAACUGCAAUCGACACCAGGAGGAAUGCCUCAAUUUGCCAGGGGUCACAAUGCUCAGGGAAAAACUACUCUCUAUGACAUGGAAGUCGAUUCUGGACAAAAACAUGUUUUAACUGCCUGUCAGGAUAGAAAUAUAAGGGUUUAUAAUGUAACUACGGGCAAGCAUAGCAAAACGUUCAAGGGAUCUGUCGGCGAAGAUGGAUCGCUUAUCAAAGUCGUUCUGGAUGCAUCAGGAAUUUACGUAGCUACCUCAUGUACGGAUAAAACGUUGUGUGUAUACGAUUACUAUAGCGGCGAAUGCAUGGCUACCAUGCUUGGUCAUUCGGAAUUGGUGACAGGGCUGCGUUUCAGUCCCGACUGUCGCAACCUCGUAUCCGCUAGCGGCGAUGGUUGUAUAUUUGUCUGGCGUGUUCCACGCGAUAUGGUUGUGACUAUGCAGGCACGUCUUGCUCAACAAGCAAUGCGAGCUGGAAAGAGGCCAUCACAAGUAAACGGCACAGGAAUCGAUAUACAACUGGACAACGAAACUUUUGGAUCACCUCCACCGGAAUUCUUAGAUCCAAAUGCCAAUCCAACGUCGCAAAACGUAGGCGUGGAUUACAGAUUUAGUGUAGGCCAGUUGCCUCUUUGGGCGAAAAAACAAAUAAAUACUGCGAACGCGGAUGAGAGUACCGUCCUUGGCUCGAAUGUCAGAUCUCUUGGCGUGGACUUGCCGAAGGGCAGAUGGGCGCAAAGAGUCCAGCAAGGAGAUGGUAUAACUGUCAAGUCUGUCUAUGAUAGCGAUGAGGUUAUACCUUUUCCUCCACCUCGUGGUGCGAUCGAUUCGGAUGGUGGUGGAGGAGGCGGGGGAUCGAAAGAUAGCUCGAUCGAUAGUGGAACUGAAACCAAGUGUAGCAGUGAUUAUCGUAGAGAAACAAUUAUUAUUAAAAGGGAAGAGGAUGAAACUAUAUUUCAACCUUGUCCAGAUAGUUACAGAGAAUUAGCAGAUGAAACGAAACAGGUGAUCGGUGGUAACGUGACUGUAACUAGAGGUAGCAAUAUCACGGAAUUGACACGACAAUCAAGGAGUCGUCAUCAUACCGACGAUAGCAGUCUUGGCAGCUUUAAAUUUGAGGAUCAUGAAAGUACCGAGCAUGAUGGAGACGUGGAAGAUUAUUCCGAGGGAGAGAAUGGAACAACUGGUUCAGAAAAGUCUCAUCAUAGAUUGAUGUAUUAUCCUGCACCAGAAGAUACAGUUUCGAAUCAAUUUACUGUAAAUGCGAUGGACGUAGAAGAGCUUCGAAGGUCUCAAAGGAGGCAAAAAAAACCAAGAAAUGGAGAAAGUGGUCGAACGAGCGAGUUAACUGCUUCAGGCAGUCAGGACGAUUCGGAUUCCGAGGGUGGCGCUUCGACACCUAGUGCUGAACGAAAUCCUCUGUCCAUGCUGUCGGAAGCUAGUUCAGAAGGAUUCGAUCAAUUAGCUAAACAGAGUCAUCGCGAAAAAUUUCUUAAAAAUGCUUUUGAAUCUCUUAGCGGUGCCGAAGAACCUACGAAUAGAAGCGCCAAAACGACUAGUAUCAGUUCUCAGUUCCAUGGAAGACUUAGCAGCGGUGGCGAUAAUGGUAGUAAUAAGGUUCGCAACGCUGCAGUAGUGAAUGCAACGAAACAAGCAAGAGGUGACGCAGAUGUUGUAAAGAAGCGCGAAGAAUUACAAAGGAGAAUAGAGGAAACUAGAAGGAAAUUGCAAAGUGUUGGCUAUAAAUCAUCGUUGAAAACAAGUCAAAGUAUAACCGAUUUGAGCAGUCAUAUACCGGAGAAACAUCAUCGUUCAAAUAGAUUAAGUACAGGUAACAAAUCUGGUCAACAAAAUCAAUACUCGAAACCGAUUAAUCCCUGUAAACCUAUGCCGAAUCCAAAGCCCCCAUUAAAACCUCAACAACUCGUUAACAAAAUAUCAGGUGUGGGUAAUGCGCUACCUAAGUUAGAUAUUUCGACUGAAAACUGCUUAUCCAAAAGCCCGACUACGUCGUGUAUAAGUGACAAGACAAAGCCAUCUCUUAGUCGACCGUUAACAUUAACUUUAAAGAAAACUGAAAAGUAUAAGCUAUCGCUGAACAAACCAAAUCAAUCUUUACCCGACUCGCCUGUCUGCGAAGAGUUAAAGCUCUUGAAGGAACAGUGUAAAAAGAAUGUCAGUCGAUUCGCAAGAUUCGCGCAGAAAAGACGAUCGUGCAGCUAUUUCAUCGGUCUCGAUGAUAAUGAGGAAGACAUGGAGAAUAUAGCCAAGUCUUUCGAGAGUUUGCCCGCCAUGAAUGAGCGUAACAUCGAAAAUUUGAAUGAUGUAAUGGACGAUGGGGACGAAGGAAAUGGAAACUUUAGCGAUGACUCUCUGGAAGGUGAUUUUAAAAAUCCACCUCGUCGAUGCGUCAGCGACUACCAGAUAAAUAAUAUGCACAUGGACAAUCAAGCUACGCAAAGAAAUUAUUCGACCUAUCAGAAUUUUCCUAAACGGAUUCUAACUGGAUCCCAAGAGAGCAUCCUUUCAGAUGCCUCCGUGGAAUCUUUCUCGAAAGGAAGCGCUGAGAUUUUGGAUUACAGUCACUAUGACAACGACAGGCAUUCAAGCGCAAGCUUCUUCUUGUCUCGUCGAAAGAUGCAAGCUGGUCGAAGCCACGAAAGCAUUUUGACAGAUGAGUCCGAUUAUCAAAUGUUCCCGUUACACGAGAACAUUGAUCACCGAAGUACCGAGAGUGUGCUAACUGACGAUUCAGACUCUUUGGUAAAAUCUGCGCCAUUAGAAAUGCUAUUCGAUUCUCAUUACAAACGAAAAAGGCAAAAUUCGGAAACAUACAGCGGUAAUCCUAACAAUGCCGUAGAACAAUCAAAUAAUACUGAGAAUGUCGUGAACGAUUCGUCUUGUCGGGCGGUGUUUAGAUCAAAAUCGCUUCAAGAUACGCGAAUAAGUCAAGUGAGGAACGAAAAUAAUUAUAGAGAGGACAAUGUCCAACCUGCAACAUGUAUUUAUUACGAGUUCAACUUCAAUGAUCAAAAUGACACGAAUGUCGAAAUGAGGAUUGGAACGAAAUCGGAUGCGAUCUCACGAAGCAGUAGUUUGAAAGUGCCGAAAGAACCACAAUCGAUGCUGAUUCUGAACGAUUUCGUGGCCCAUAAACCGCCCAAGCCUAAACGGAAUUCCGCUCGAACACAAAGUAUGCGGAACAGGGCACGCCCCGCGUGGAACAAAUAUGUAGAUUCAACGCCUCAAUCUUCCCGUGUUAAAUCCACAGAAUCCGACGAUUACACAACAAACAAGUCUCGUACAGAGGAUCGAACAGUAAGAAACGAUACAGAUGCAAAGUCUGAUGGGAACGAAAACUUGCAUACUUCCAAAAGAAUCGAGCAGUUACUACAAUCUUCCAAUUAUUCUUUACAGGGCAGCGAAGAUAAAGACUCGAAAAUCAAAUUUUACAGCCUACAAACUCGACGAUCUGACAAAGGUAUCGUCUACGAUGCUGGUGGUCCAAUGGACAACUUUGCUUUCGAUCCAAACGAUUCUCAAACGAAAAGUUAUCAGCAGGAUCAAAUAGACACUCCACAUACGGAUCGACGUUGCUGCUUUGAGUCCCAAAUUCCAACGAAAGAUACUCAGGAAACUUACGACUCUUUGGAGCCUAAUGGUGCCAACUGUGACUUACAGACAACGAGUAUGCAGACUGCAUCCAAUUUAUUGAGUACGAAUGCACGUAUCGACAAUUUAGAUGCGAGUGUUGAUCUCAGAAUCACUCGAGCCAUCGAAGGAACAGUGAAGUUGCUCUCAAAGGAAUUUGAGAAUUUAGUGAGAAGAGAGCAAUAUUUUAUGAAAGAGAAAUGUCUGCGUAUGUCACACUGCCAAGAAACGAGCGAGAACUUUGCCAAAUUGGAGGCGGAAAGAGACGGUAGAUUUUGUUCUUUGAGACGUGACAUUAGAUUUCAUUCUGGAGGUGAGGAUAGCGAUUUUGCGGAUACGUCUGCUAUAGACAGAUCGAUGAUGGAAAGCGGUUCCUCAACGUCCGCCUCGAGUUGUACCAAUUCACCAAAAAGAAUGUGGCCGCCAGCCUCGCGAUGUCAGAGUCAUAUGAAAUGGACUAAAACGUUACCCACCAUUAAUCAAGUCAUACUGCCAUCUAAACAUCUUUAUGCAGUUUCAGGGAAAAUAGGUAAUAAGAAUACGAAUGCUUCGACGAGAAGUGGAUUAGGAAGUGCAAAUAUCGGUAAUCAAUCCCGGCAUACUUCAACGAAAAAUCAUUCCUCACACAUGACAAGAAGUAGUAGUGUUGGUGUUUUAAAUCAGAGUGAUUCCGAAUCAGACGUUGGAGCGGGAAAUGGUAGAAGCUGGAAUAAUCAAGCAGGAAAUAAUAGAAUCAAUGCAUUAAUGAGACCAACAAUUAGUUCACAGAAUAAAAUCAAUCAUCAAAUAAAAUCUAACUCUUCUUCCAAUAGUAAUUUACCAUCAGUUCUUAGAAGAAGAGGCAUGCAGGGUGCAUAUUCAAGUGUAAAUUUAAGUCAAGUGGGCAAUCAAGAAGAUUCAAGUUCGGAAGACACUUCUUCUAACGGAAACGGGGGAAAACCAGCUCUUCCUCCGAGACCACGAAGUAUCAGUAUUGAUCAUUCUGCUGCAAACUUAAGUUUACCUACAACAGUAAGAAGAUCGGGAUCAACAACAAUUAUAUCUAAUGGUCGCAGUGGAAAUAGCACAAUAGGACAAAAUGCAAACAGAAUGUCAACAGCUAAUCGUAAUCAAUUAGAUCCCAGUCCUCAAGAACUUCCAGUUAAAGAUACAGAUCGUGCCAUUGAUGUAGCCAGUGCUGAAUUGUCAACGCAACUGUGCAAUACGAUCGCAGAUGAAUUAACACGAACAGCAGACAAUGUUGUGCAACUGUACAAACGUUUAACAAUAGAUAAUGAGGAUGAUCCAUCUCGAGCGAGCAUCGAUAGGGAUACGAUGCUGCGUGGACUCGAAUCAUCAGUAAACGAGACAAUGCGCACGUUACGAUUAGUCGUUUCAGGCGAAAGUCACGAAGGUACAACAAGUUCUGAAAAUGUUACGAUAAAUGAGGCCACCGCCAAGUUCCAAGAGCUGCUUGCCGGCCAAGACCAAGGAAAAGUGGUUAAUAUGAUGCAGCAAUACUCCGAGUUGCUCCUGAACAUGAUGCAACAAAGAAUGGGAGGGGCGCAAUCGAGCCAUACAUAAAAUCCGUCCAUUCGCUAGUUCUCCAAGGAAAAAACGAUCAGGACACUCAACUACACACGGUACCGUAUGUACCAAUACAAAAAUUAAAUCUUCUCAAUCUCUAUAAUACCCAUCUUAAAAAUAUUGAGACAUGUGAUUAUUUAAAAUCCUGAUUUUCGGCUCUAUUUUUUAAAUUCUCUCACUAUAUUUUGAGAGCAAAAACAAUUUUGUGAGCACGCAGGAUAAAAGAUAUAACUUAUGAACUAUAUUUUAAAUAAGCAAAACUAUUGUUUUGUUAUAGACAUAUUAUGAAGUUGAUAAUUCAACAAAAAGAAUUGAUCGUUUAAAUAUCGAUAUUGAAAUCUUAUUUUUUCUCUCUCAAAGCAACAUCUUUGUUUUCAAUUGAAUAAGUUUUGAAUUUUUAUCUAUAAUUGUGGUAUAUUCUGUACUGGAUAGUGUUUGUAGCCAAAGUUAGUAGAGUAUUUAUCAAUUUCGUAUGACCAAAUAUAAAAAAUUUACGGAAGUUUAAACGGGCUAAUUGUGCGAUUAUCAUAAAUAUUCCAUUUCGAAAUUAAUUUUUAUUUAGGAAAAAAAUUCUUCGAAACUUUGUCCCAUUUGGAAGAAAAUAUUGACUGCGUGCAACUUACUCGUAUCUUGAGGCCAUACGCCGUUAAAUGCCAAUUAACUAAAGACUCUUAGAUUAGUUUCCAAAUAAAUAUAUAUAUAUACAUAUUUAUAUAUAUAUAUAUAUUUAUCGACUACGCGCGAUACAUCAUAAUAAUUUUAGUCUUCUUGUUAUAUAAUCAAAGGUUGUUCAUACCUAUGGUCUAAAACGCAACCUCUCUUCCUUCCCUAACGUUUAAAAAGCUUCGAUGAAACUGUAAUAAACGUAUACAGUAAGCGAUGUAAACUUGCCAGUUCGAGAAAAAAAAAGAGCAUCUAGUUACUAAUUAAUGCAUUUAGAAAGAAAAAAAACCGGCUUUGUAGACUUAUUCCGUGUGUCUAUCAAAGAUAAAAUAUGGACGUGUGAUUUUAUAUCAUUAUCUUUAAAUCGAAUAUAAUCAUAAAAUAUCAUUAGAGAGCAUCUUACAACAAUUUUAAUUUAUAGAAGAAUAUUGUAAAAUAAUUCCAAAACAGUAAACCAUAAAUUUUAAGAUCUAAUCUUAAUCUAAGAAAAAAAACGAAGAAUUCAUUUUUCGUCGAUGAAUUAAUUUAAAAUGAAUCUACGAUGGAUACGCGGAAAACUAUGCUAUGUUAGCUGCAUAUUUUGUCAUAGAAAUUACAAAUAUUUUUACACGCGAAUAAUGUCAAGAGAUAUGCAAGGCAAAAAGUUCCAUAAAGUAUCGUAAACUUUUGUUAGAAGUUUGUACUGAAUUUGUGAAGACAAAACGGGCUUUACAAGGAAGGAAUUGCAUCGAGGAAUCAAAGUAUUAGGAACACACGUAUUAUUAACAAUUUUAACUUUUAUUAUAACGAUUUCAUUUCUCUGUUUAAUUAAUUUUGUAAUUACUUUUUUUCCUCUAUGUAAAGUUUUUCAUAUUGUAUGUAAUGUAUAAAACGUGCCAUUUAGGUUUAAUCAGCAUCGCUCACAUAUACUUUCUACGAGAAUGUUCUAUUGCUUUUUUUAGGUAUAUAUUAUUAAUUUUUUUUUUUUUUUUGUUAAUACACAUGUAACAUAUUUUAUUAGUAUCGUUUUACGCGAACAUAGGCCUAAUAUUAUUUUGACGUGAUUAUAUAAUUUAUUAGAAACAAUUUAAAAAAUGACUAUUAAUUAAUUAACUGCGAUUUCAUUAAUAUUUCAUGAAAAUCACUUUUUUUUCUUUUUAUCAAUAUUUAAUUGAAAAAAUCAUUGUUUCCUUUAAUCAUGUAAUCUUUGCUAGCGCAAAAAAUAACUUUUUAUGGAAGUGACAUUAUUAUUCUUGAAUAAUACAGAUCAACACUUUUACCGUCCAUUGUUUUCAUAUUUUUCGACGAUUAUAGUCAGCAAAUAAUUGAAAUAUAUAUAGCUGUAUUAAUAGCGAAUAUAAAUCAAUUUAUUGAAAAUCAAAAAUAUCGUUUGUAGCAUUUACAUUAUGGUUAUCAUAUAUCAUAACUGCCUCUGCCUCUGAAAUCUUAUUAUCUUAGAAAAUCGAGGCUAAUCUUUAACUUCAACGAGAAAAGUGUUGAUCACUAUUUAGUAUAGCAUUAUGUAUUCUAGAAACUAAAAUAUUUUAUAUUCGAUGUCAGCAUUUUUGUAAUACAUAAACGUUAGCGUAUAAAUCAUGGAAGUGAACGUACGUUAAAAACGGAAAAUGUGUCGAAUCUCGUCUCAUACAUCUCGUAUAUUUACCCAGCUUUGCGUGGUAAUGAACCAUUCCAAAUUUCACUCUCUCAGUGUAAUAAUCAUCAAAGACAUUUAAAUACUUUUAACUUAUCAUAAAGAUGAUUAAUGGCUUUGUAUAUUUGUUGUAUUUGUUAUAUUUAGAUUUAUUGUUUUAUAAUAUGUUAUUGGUUUCUUAAUGUGUACAUAUUUAUUUUAAAGUUUUUGCAAGAAACAAGACAAUUUGGUAAUUGUGAAUGCCAAAUGUAAUAAUUUCGUCUUAAAAGAAUGUAACUUUUUAGCACUUUGUUUUGUAUAUUAUGUUGAUAAUUAAUAAUAUAAUAAUUCUUACAAACCGAA
Apis cerana (Asiatic honeybee) is the source of this 12887-nucleotide messenger RNA. It is a transcript of the gene Wdr62, whose product is annotated as WD repeat domain 62. Gene Ontology annotation, cellular component: mitotic spindle. Gene Ontology annotation, biological process: centriole replication. NCBI's taxonomy places the organism in Eukaryota, Metazoa, Arthropoda, Insecta, Hymenoptera, Apidae. Gene Ontology annotation, molecular function: protein binding. The record is from RefSeq and is a predicted model, not a curated record.